GACAAAGUGAACUUAGAGAAGUAUAGCUGAACAGGGCAGUCGAUACUUUGUUCAUUGCAAAUUUGCCAAAACUCACAAAUUGCCUCAUUUCACUCGGGAACAAGUUUCUUGCUGUAACUAUGUUCACAGACAACGUGUUACUGAAUGUCUUCUUUCUAGCAGGUGCUUUGGCUGUUUGUCCUGAUUCAGACCUCUUCAUUACUGUGCCGUGGAAAAUUGAAGCGCUGAGUGGAUCUUGUUUGCAAAUCCCGUGUAACUUUAGUGCUGCACUGGACACUGCACAAACAUUUGAUGGCAGCAGAACAACCUUUGGAGUGUGGAUUAAAGAGGACUCUAGAUUUGCACCCUAUCCAAGAAAUGUGAUUUUCAACAGUAGUAAGACAGUUAACACCUAUCCAAUGAACAUUACUGGAAACCUGAGUCAGAAAAACUGCACCACUCUGUUUUCCAGUUUAAAGACAACAUAUACAGACAAAUACUUCUUCAGAAUUGAGAACAGACCAUUCAUAGCAACAGCUCCUUGUAGUCCUAUUCAAAUAACAGUCAAAGAUUCUCCUUGGAGCCCCAGAAUUGAAAUCUCAGGUGAGCUGAAGGAGAAGGAGUCUGUCACUAUAACCUGCUCAGCUUUCACUCCCUGUCCACACUCCCCUCCUAAACUCACCUGGAAUCUCCAACAAGAUGCUCACAACAAAAUAGAGGAAAACGCAGAUCGAACCUUUACGACUAAAAUCCAGACGACCAUCAUUCCUUCUGACAAGGACGAUGGAUACAACAUCACCUGUUCUUCCAGCUACUCUGUGAAUGAAGGACAAAAUGCUAAGUCAGCAGAGGGAAAAGUGACUCUCAGUGUUUCAUAUGCUCCCAAAGACACCUCAGUGAGGAUCAGUCCAUCAGGUUCGGUGUCACCAGGUAGCUGGGUGAACCUGACCUGCUCCAGCAGAGCCAAACCUGCUGCCAACUUCACCUGGUUCAAGAUCAGCGAAGAUGGACCCAUGAAAGUAUCUGAAGGAGACUUUUACAGCUUCAAUGUGACAAAUGGAGGAGUUUAUCACUGUGUGGCCACAAAUGAUCUUGGUAAUCAGAUGUCAGAGAUCCAUCUGACUAUUAAAGAAGGACAACAGCUGUAUAGCUCUACACAAUGGGAGCCAGUUGUUGGAGGGAUCAUUGGAGUGAUCGUACUCAUCAGUGUGGUUGCUGUCGUUUGGUGGUUCAAGUCAACACGUCCAACUUCACAACAGACACAGAGCCUAACAGGGGAAGGGCCACCUUUUCAAGAACCAAUCAGAGCAACAGAAGAAGUCAUCAGUUAUGGAGAAAUCGACUUCUCCAAGCGGAGACUUGAACCUUCCUGUUCCUCAGUGCAGCACAGCGGACAGCAGCAGGAUACAGUGUAUGCACAGGUCAAAGUAUCCAAGCCAAUAAACUCAACACAGACUGAUGACAUCUAUGCUGAAGUGAGGAAAAAAUAAGUGUA
Molecule: messenger RNA, 1474 nt
Organism: Thunnus maccoyii (southern bluefin tuna)
Lineage: Eukaryota; Metazoa; Chordata; Actinopteri; Scombriformes; Scombridae
Product: sialic acid-binding Ig-like lectin 13
Exons: 8
Coding region: 120-1469 (449 amino acids)
Source: RefSeq, a predicted model, not a curated record